AAAAUUUUAAUUCAACAUGAACAGAUCGCCUUCAAAUGAAAUUUUUCUCAAGAUUGGGACACGAGAAAGCACACUGGCAAUGCAUCAAACCAACCAUGUUAGAGACAAGCUUAUGGAAAUUCAUCCUAACCUCAGCUGCUCUAUAGAUUCUAUGGAAACAAUUGGUGAUAAAAUUUUGGAUGUUGCUCUUUCCAAAAUUGGCAGCAAAAGCCUUUUUACUAAAGAGUUAGAAGAAGCACUGGCCCAGAAAUGCGUCCACAUCGUUGUUCAUUCUCUAAAGGACAUGCCAACUAGCUUACCUGAGGGCAUGGUCAUUGGAGCUGUGCUCAAAAGAGAAGACCCCAGAGAUGCUGUUCUGCUGCACCCAAGCUACCAUGACAAGUGCAACCUCUCUCAGCUGCCUGAAGGAUCAUUGUUGGGUUCGAGUUCCGUGCGGAGGGUAGCCCAGUUACGACGCCACUUCCCGCAGCUGCAGUUCGAGAGCAUCCGCGGCAACCUCAACACGCGCCUUAAGAAGCUGGUCUCCAGCGACCGGUAUGCCGGCAUCAUCCUUGCGGCCGCGGGCGUGCGACGAAUGGGGUGGACUGAUAAAAUAUCUCAGUACCUUGAGGCCGAAGAUUGCAUGUAUGCAGUGGGGCAAGGAGCCGUGGCCGUCGAGUGCCUGGCUGAGGACCACCAAACGCUGUCGUUGCUGCAGCGUCUCAGUGAUGACAACACAUUGCUGGCCACGGUCGCCGAGAGGGCGCUCAUGGCCGCGCUCGCGGGCGGCUGUUCAGCCCCUGUCGCUGUUUGGUCUAAGAUCGAUGCAUCGUCUUUAACAUUAAAAGGCGGUGUAUGGAGUUUGGAUGGAAAAGAGCAGCUCAUUGAAGACCUCACUACUCAGCUGUGUCCAUCUGAUCAAGAAAACGUUGUAGAUUCUGAAGGCGACUCAGCAAAAACUAGCUCGUCAGUAGACGAUUCCGUGGAUGCCUCAAGCUUAGUUGAUGGAGAAGAGGUAUCAAACGGCCACGGCGUAAGUAAGCGUCAAACCAACGCGCCGUGCACGGAAGAGCCUCCCACUAAAGUACGUAGAGUUGAGGACGCAGAAGCCGACUCACGAACAUCAAUAGUUCAACCUGAAGUGGUGUGCUUCUCUGGCAUAGUUCCGCCUCCUCACUUGACGGUAAAAGCUUCAUUAGCUCACAUGCUUGGCAAGAAUUUGGCCGAAGUUCUGCUGAGUAAAGGUGCUGGUAAGAUAUUAUCCGAGGCCAAGAAAGCCAACGAAGUUCCACCACCUAAUGUUAAACCGACGAAUUUACCUACCGGGCAGUAAUACGGUGCAAUAUGUGUUAAUUUAUUUGUAUUUUAAGAAAUUAACUUGUUACUUAAUUUAGACUAAGCUAAAAAUUGCCUGUUGUUUUUAAUUGCGCAAUUGCCUUCGACCUUAAUUUAUUUUUUAAUUUCAUUAUUUGCCACAAUGUAACUUUUGUAUUAUGAUUUUGUUGGUUAUCUUAUUGUAACUUCAUUUCGUAGUUUUUAUGAUUGUUGCCGGGGUAGGUACUUUUUGUGUUGUGAUAAUUAAUGACUGUACUUAAUAUUUUGAUAAUCUUGGUUGUCUGACUCAUUGUAUUUACGUCGGUUGUUAUGUGGUAAUGAUAACUAGGCCAUUUCUGUUGGUACUGUUGCUGCUACGGACUAUUUGUAAGUGAAUAUACGUUGAGGGACAGAGUGUUCAUGAAGAAAUGGGGUUUUAACCAUGACUUAGUACGACCACUGAUAUUUUUUUGCAAAUGACAAAACAUUUGACCUGCCUUGCUGUUUGUGGUUGUUCACGACUAAAAGUAUCUCGUAAGCACUAGCGAAGUUCUCCUUUGAACCUCACCUGAUGUCAAUAUGGUUCUUGUGCCUAUUAAAAUCGGUACAAUUUUUAUUUAUGGUCGACUGAUUCAAGUAUUAAAAGGAAGGUAUUACGAGUCGCAAAUGUUCUAAUUUAAAGAUGCAGCUACAUAAUCUUGUGUUGCGAGCAACAGUUCUGUCCGAUGAAAUAUCUCAAAUUUAAGUCCCUGCUUAGCAUUUUUUUCUUCAUUAUGAAUUUUCGUUAUUGAUUCUUCAUAUCACAAGUUCAAAUAUAUUUUUGUAAAAAAAAUAUCCCAAGUUUUGCGGUGCAGAUUGAAGUGUGUGAACUGAUGUUGAUAUCCACGGUUGCUUUCUACUCAUACUUUAAGCAAAUGAUAAUUGUAAAUUGCCUGCAGAAAUCAUCGUUGGCUGUGACUUCGCUAUGAAAUGCGAAUAUUUCAAAAAAUGGAUAUGGUCUCAAAUGUAUAUAUAUCGUUGAUGUAGAACAUAACUUCUUUGCAAUUCGUACACUCCCGUGUUGCAAUUAAAUGAAGGAAGUCGUGCUGACGUGACCUUGGUGUGAAUAAUAUCAUGAAUUCUUAAAAAGUAAUUUCAAGUCAGCAGCGGUCACCCGGACUCGGCAUGAUGGUGCAUUUAUUUCACGUAAUUAUCCAACCCUCUGGGUAUGAGGGUAUCAUUUUAACAUUAACUUAAUUUCACCGUAUUUUCACCAAGAUUUUGAAAUACUUUGUGUCAACGGACCAUGAGAGUUUCAAGGUUGUGCAUUUCGUCCGAACUUUCAAUGUAGGUAAUCAACAGUGUUAUUUAUCGAGCAUUACAUCCAUACAUACUUGUGUUCAUGCUCAAUUUUAGAAUUACGCCUUGUUCAAGUUUGAUGAGAAGUCAACAAGGUUCUUUCAUUAUUACUAUGUUCUUGGUUAUUUAUUCGGUUGACGUUGUGCCUUCUAACAGCUACGUCAAUGCGUAUUACCUAUUUUUUAUUAUUAAGGUGGGUACUCAGGCAGAACUUUGUUCACGAGUAAUAAAUAUAUUUUACAAAAAAGGC
Hyalella azteca is the source of this 2881-nucleotide messenger RNA. RefSeq names its product porphobilinogen deaminase-like. Gene Ontology annotation, biological process: heme biosynthetic process. Gene Ontology annotation, molecular function: hydroxymethylbilane synthase activity. Gene Ontology annotation, cellular component: cytoplasm. The record is from RefSeq and is a predicted model, not a curated record. Bases 17 to 1312 code for a protein of 431 amino acids. The transcript has 7 exons. NCBI's taxonomy places the organism in Eukaryota, Metazoa, Arthropoda, Malacostraca, Amphipoda, Hyalellidae.